CCGGCGCUGACGCGCUGACGCGGCGGCUGCGCGGGGCGACAUGGCGGAGCGGCGGCGCUCGGUGCUGCGGGACGGGGUGCGGAUCUUCACCCUCUGCCUGUGCUGGUACACGGUCAGCUCCGGCGGCAACGUCGUCAACAAGAUGAUCCUCAACGGCUUCCCCUACCCGGUCACCGUGUCGCUGUUCCACAUCCUCGCCAUCUGCGUCUUCAUGCCGCCGCUGAUCCGCGCCUGGAACAUCCCGCCCGCCGCCGAGCUGCCGCCGCGCUACUUCCUGCGCCUCGUCCUGCCGCUCGCCUUCGGCAAGUACUUCGCCUCGGUGUCGGCCCACAUCAGCAUCUGGAAAGUACCCGUGUCGUACGCGCACACAGUUAAGGCCACCAUGCCUAUUUGGGUGGUGUUUCUCUCCCGUAUCAUCAUGAAGGAGAAGCAAACUAUGAAGGUCUACAUAUCACUUAUCCCCAUCAUAUCUGGAGUUUUCUUGGCCACGGUGACUGAACUCUCCUUCGACAUUUGGGGACUAAUUAGUGCACUUGCUGCCACACUCUGCUUCUCUCUUCAGAACAUCUUCUCUAAGAAGGUGCUGAGGGAUACACGGAUGCAUCACCUCCGACUUCUCUAUAUCCUUGGAUGUUAUGCUGUCGUCUUUAUGAUUCCAACUUGGAUCCUUGUCGAUCUUUCUGCAUUUUUUGUUAACAGCUCAGUAACAGAUACCUCGCACUGGCACUGGAUACUCAUAUUACUGAUCAUCAGUGGUUUUUGUAACUUUGCUCAGAACAUGGUUGCCUUCAGUAUCCUGAACCUCAUCAGCCCACUUAGCUACUCUGUGGCCAAUGCUACCAAGAGGAUCAUGGUGAUUACAGUGUCUCUCCUCAUGCUGCAAAACCCAGUUACUGCCACCAACAUCAUGGGGAUGAUGACUGCUAUUGUCGGCGUGUUUGCCUAUAACAAGGCUAAAUAUGAUGCCAAUCAAGAGGCCAAGAGGAAGUUGCUCCCAGUAACUUCAGGGGACCUUGUUUCUCUUAAUCGGCACCAAGAACCGUCUGCUGAGCAGAAGGUGCAGCUAAAUGGGACUGCACUGUACCCACAGCACUCUGAGUACCAGUACGGACGGACUGGCCUGCUGACAGAACAGUCACAGUACAACCGGCAGAGCAACAUUGGAACCACCUAUGUAUCCAAUCGAUUCGAUAUCUAGGCUUGUGAACAGAAGCAUCCAACUUCACUCUUAACUUAUUCUGUGCACUAUCGGAAACUCCUGGUUAGCCGAUAGAUUUUAUCAAGAGUCCUCAUCCGAGGUCCUAUCAUUUUAAUUUUCUGGUAAUGGAGAGAAGACUGUAAUUUAGACUUGAUGAAGAUCUGUUUCACAUGCUGUGUUGUUUUACUGUUUGUCCAGCAUUCACUCAACCCAGAUAUCAUGGGGAUUGAGGGCAGGAUGGUAGACCAGUGUGAAGUAAUUACUUCACAGUAAGCAGGGUUCUGCUUAGGUUGAGUCCCUGCCACAAAGCCAAUUUCUUAGAUGUUGGGCUGGUACAUGAAAGAUUGACAACCCUGCCCUUCCAACCCUCUGUUGUCUCUGCAUUACAGAGUAGUGUUUAAAUGAAAUACACUUGACCAAGUCUUCACAAAUAUUAGUGUAACAUCUAUGUCUAAUGAUGCAGUUUCUCACUUUUGGGGCGACUACCUAUUUGUCAAUCACAUUCUCUUUAUGUAGAUAAAUGAUUAUUUGAUUAUCAGUGAUUGGUGAAUUGGGAAGUAUUGAUCAAUUAGUUCCAGUGACUUCCAUGCUGUAUGUGUUGGGAGGAGGGAAGUUUUGACAUCGUAUUGUUGAGAUCUACCUCUGUAGCCUGCAUUGCCACCUCAGUACCCAGGCUGGUGUCUGUUAACCAUGGACUCCCUGAUAACCAGAUAUAAUUUGAUAAACUGCUGGUACUUACAGUAUAGAUGAGUUGAAGUCUGAUCAUACUAGCUCUAGACCUUAAUAAUCCACUUUAGCAUCCCAAGUUUCUGCAAGCAAGUUAAAUGAACAAACACCAUGGUGAUUGAACUGCAGAUCACAAACUGUGCCAUAUCCCCACAAUCAAAUCAUGACGGAUUAGCUGAGCUCUGAGCCAGAAAAUCAUGGGCUUAUGCCCACUCCAGAAAUUUGAGCAUUGAAUCUGAGCUACAUUUGGCUACAACACCAAGAGAGCUCAAAAGCAUAAAAGUUCUUUUUUGCAAGGCCCUGUAAUUUUGAUUGCUGAAUGUAAAGAGAACAACGCCCUGAUGCCUAGGCCAAUGUAUUUCUCAACCAAAGUUAACAGAAACAGAUUUUUGUAUCAGCUAUCUGACAGCUGUGUGUGGGACCUUGCUGUGUGCAAGUUAGUUAUUGUGAUUCAUGCAUCACAGCAGUAAUAAGUUUCAUAAAUAAUUGUGUGAAAAGUGUUUUGGGGGGCUUUGAAAAGGUACAAAGCACUGGAUGAAUGUAGGUCUUUUCUAUAUUCGGACAACCCAUUAAUCUUGUAAUAUUUAAAACUGUAGACAGUUGUAUUGGAAAAUGUUUACUUGUGUGGGUCAGUGAGGUGUCUGUCUACAAUUGCAGCUGGGAGCCAGUGUCCAUUCAUAAAAGGACGAGUGUGUGUGUGCAAGCUCCAGAAUGGGAACAAAUCUCUUUGAAAACUGAGAUAAAACAGAAGUUACAAGAACAACUGCAGAAGCAAGAUGCACACUAUUUUCAGUGUGUAUCUUCUUGUGAAUAGCAUACAUAUGGAACAGGAACCUUCUGUUUCUCUACAGAUGCAGACCUGCUCACUGUGUAUUUGCAGUAUUUCCUUAUAUUAAGCCUGUUCUGUGCUGUUCAUAUCCUCCCAAAAAUCUAAUUUUAUAUACUGUUCAUCUGCACCCAAGGAUUGGUUCUAAUAUGUUGUAGUCACAUAUUCCCAAAUGUUCAUCCAUUCUGGUUUGCUCUUUUGUGAAGCAAAAUCAUUAUUUAGUUACGGUCAAAAGGAAAUUGGCAGCAAAUCCUUUGUAACCAAAUAUGUAUCAGCUGACUAAGUUGCUGAUCUUGGAUUGACUUGUCAUGUGGCAGUUGGUUGUGACCAAAAAGAGACAUAAAUACUUUAAUGAGUGAUCAAUGGUCACACCAGUGUUACUAAAUAAAAGGGAAAUGUUUUCUGUACUUGCUCAUUAUACAAUAUUCUUGUGCUUGUUUCUUCUUCACUGGUUUGUAUUUGCUCUAUAUUUGAGAACAGUUUCCAGUUCCACUGUGCCUCACACUCUGUCACUGUCUUUCUUCCUUCCUGUUACAAUCUUUCUCUCACUGUCAGUCACUAUAAUUUUUUGACUGUUACUGUCUUACUUUGUCUCUGUCAUAUGUUGUAUCAUCUUAUAAUUGUAGCUGAUAAUAAUUUGUUCAUAGAUACUUUCUUGUUCCCCCAAUUACUGCAUUCCCUAUCCCAAACAGUUUAACCCCAGUACUGAAUAUUGGUAAUUACAGUGUAUGUGCAGUGCUCAUGUGCAUUCCUUAUAGGGGAGGGGCAUGAAACAUUGAUGUGUAACAAAAUUCUGAAUGUUAUAAAUGGAAAAGGUCUGUUUUUAUUUUUAUAAGUUAUUAGUUAAAACCCAGCUAGGCAACAAAUCUUGCACUCCACUUUUUUGUGCCCUGAAGUUUCAGUGUGGCUUCAGCAUUAACAAAGAUGGUGAGUAGCAUUGUGCAUCACCACAAUAAUUAAACCAAUUCCCUUUAUAAUAUGCUGAAUAAAUCUAAACUGAGGGGAUCAUCUGAAAUUAAAAUGUCCUGUUUAAGCCCGUUUCACACACCAUUUGCUGUAAUUCUUCCAAGCUGUAACUGAAAAUCUUAUUUUGUGUUACAUCUAAAAAGUAGCUAGCAUUUUGUGAGUUCUGUGAAACCAUUUUAUUGGUAAUUAAUUCCUAUUGUUGAACUCCACUCCUACUCCUAACCACUCCUUCCCUAGCUCGCAAAGGCUGUGCUCUUUGUUUAAACUAUGCAACUUAUUCCUUGAAGGGGAAGAAGUUUUUAAGAGGACAUUUCUGAAAUUGACUAAAUCCCAACUCUUCAAAAGAAUUCAAGUGAUUGUAAAGUACUUUGGAUCAUCCUCUUAUGAAAUACAUGAGAUGCUUUUAUCUAAUAGGUACAUGCAUAGUGCAGACUCAGGAUCCAUUGCAGCUGCAGAAUGUCUUUAGCUGUUACCAUGUAUUUGGUUUUGAUCUGGUGAUGCCCAUAUGUUCAUCUGCUUGCAGUUCAUGAUAGUGCAGCCUGUAUUGAAUGCUAUAGAGAAACACUCAUUUGAUCCAGUGACAUGAUCUCUGUUCCCAGUUUUAAAACAAGUAUACCUGAGUAUUGACACACAAAAGCUUGGCUUAGCUGGAAGCUGACCUGGACCAUAUCUUUAAAAUUGUUUAAAAAUCUGCUCAGCUCCAAGUGGUGGCUGCAUUGCUAACUAUAAAUAUAGCUGGAGUAUGUGGCUAUUCCAUAGUUCAUAUCCUGACAGUGGUUUAAUUUGGGCCACGUUUCCACAUUUUCUGCCUCCCUAGCAUUUAUUUAAUGUGUUGUGCAAUAUUUCUUUUGUAAAUACUGUAGACAUUUGGGAUUAAAUCUACCUCUCAGGGUUUAAUUGUGGGUAGUGCACUGGUUAUAUGCAGGUGUAAUUGUUUGAUAUUCCUUACAGUUGUGUCACUGGAAUAUCUGUAGAGCUGAUCUAGCUCUAAAAUUGGACAGAUUACUUGGAGUGGAGCUUCAUAUAUAAGAUGGGCAAUUCUGUAAUUACAAAUUAAUAUAGGAAAUCAGGGUUUUUUAAUUGAACUUGAAAGUAAUUGUGAAGUGUCAUGUAGUCAGUCAAGUGCAAAUGCACCAUGUUACCAGGUGUUAGGCAGACAUUUUCUGAAGCUGGAUAAUGGGAGUUCAAUAGCCUUAAGAGAGACAGGUACAUAUGGGAUGGAGAAUUAACAAGUAUAGGAAGUCUAGAAAUGUGGGGAUCUUAGUGGCUACAGGGAAAGGAGUAUGGGCUACUUGCGAAUUUGGAGAGAAUAAAGAACAAAGGAGUUUAGGGGUACAUGGGUUUAGGGUUCUACGUAAGAAGUUCAUUCCAAGAAGGUUUGAAUCAGAUGUGGUGCCAUUUACUCAUUUUCUUGCUCCUAUCUAGAGAUUCACCUUUUCAUCAAAUAACAUUAACACAAGAAUUGAUCCCCUUAUGCAUAUCACCCAUCCUUUGAGGAAAUUUUUAUCUUUUUAUUCUUUUAAAGAGGGAGUGUUCCUGUGCAAUUCAUUGCUGCUCAAAAUUUUACUUUUCUCCAUUAAUAUAAGCAAUGGUAAAUGUGUUUGUAUCUUUCCUUUGACACAAUGAAAAUUAUGCUUAAUCUAAUGUGAAUUAUGGAACUAAGUAAAUUUUCUCCUGGACCUGGUUUAGACUCAAAGCAUUAGGCUAAUUUCUAAUGAAGUUAAAUUAUAUGAAGGUUUUGGGGGAAAUCGGUGAUUUCUUUGUUUUUUGUUUUACUGGCAGUGGUGUGGUUUUUACAUCAAAAUGUUUAUUCAGAACAAUAACAUAGGCAUUCGAUAGAAGGUUGGUACUAUAGAAACAAAGCCUGAAGUCACUGCUUAAGGGUACCAGAAUUUUCUGACCUGCAGAGUUCUUUCUCUGGUGGGAUGUGUCCAUUCUUCUCUGGCCAUAUCGUACCCAUCUUCAUUCCUACAUUUUGGUCCUCGAACUAAUUGCCUGCAUUGGCAGGCAAAGUACGAUUAGCCAUGAAAGUGUUGAAUGUCUCACCCUGAAAGGCAAUUGGCUUGGGAUUCAAUGAGAUACAUGUAUGAUUUAAUUCUCCACUGCAAACUGAUCACUGACCUCAUUGUUGCUUGCUCCGAAUGCAACUGACUAGUGCAACCAAUCUGAAACUAAAUAUUGUUAGGAUAUUCCCUUUUUUAAUUCUGUGUUUAGCUUUUGAUCUUACUGUGAUAGAUGUAGUUUGUAUUAGAAUUUUUGUGUGAUUUAAUAUAGACACUUCAGGUUCUAUGUAUUACUACAGGUUUCCUGACACUUGUAUUGUUUCUCAAGCUCAGUGGCUGGAAGGCCUUGAAGGUGAAUGUGUGUGUGUGUGUGUGUGUGCGCGCCAAUGCUCACUGGUGUAUCAUGUCUGCUUACAGACUUUUUAACUUAACAAGUGUUAAUGGAACAAAAUGUGAUAAUUAAUAAAGUGAAAAGAGAAGCUG
Pristis pectinata (smalltooth sawfish) is the source of this 6202-nucleotide messenger RNA. RefSeq names its product solute carrier family 35 member E1 (gene slc35e1). The coding region runs from base 41 to 1198 and encodes 385 amino acids. Gene Ontology annotation, molecular function: antiporter activity. Gene Ontology annotation, cellular component: Golgi apparatus. The transcript has 6 exons. Lineage: Eukaryota; Metazoa; Chordata; Chondrichthyes; Rhinopristiformes; Pristidae. The record is from RefSeq and is a predicted model, not a curated record.